UUCACUUAUUAACGCGCGUUCGCAUGACAUUAUACUUCGCCGGCGAACGAUGCCGACUUCAGCCGUCUCGCACCACCGGCCGGACGACCUUAUUAUCCGACUAUCUUCAUCUUCAUCCGAUGCCGAUGAUGAUAAGCUCAAGGCUCUUCGAUAUUUGAAGAAUCAGAUUAUCGGAAACCGUACGAAAAAGCUUUCAUACAUCAAGCUCGGGGCUGUACCCGCCGUUGUAUCUAUUCUAUCCGAUUCUUCCCCCGCGAAUUUCGAAUCCUCUCUAUCUCUCCUCGUACAGGCUGCGGCUACCAUUGGAAGUUUCGCUUGUGGUCUGGAUGCAGGUGUUAAGGCGGUCCUUGAUGCUGGAUCUUUGCCCCUUUUAUUUGAUUUAAUAUCAUACCCAAAUGAAAAGAUUGUGGACGCUGGUGCUCGUUCCCUUAAAAUUAUCUAUCAGUCAAAACUGGCUCCCAAAUAUAACUUGUUUCAAGAGAAGAACUUGGAAUCACUUAUGUUACUACUGAAUAGCGAGAAUGAAAAUGUUGGUGGGCUUGGUGCGAGCAUCAUAACUCAUUCUUGUAGGACAAGCAUUGAACAGAAGGCAUUAAGUGAUGCUGGAGUUUUGAAGAAGCUUGUUAGUCUUCUUGGAGGUUCUUUAUGUCAAAGAGAGGCAAGCUUAGAAUCUCUGGCCACAAUAACCAAGGAGAAUCCAGAAGUAAUCUCACAGCUUGUAGGCCUUGAAGAAAGAGCAUUGAGUAUCAUAACUGAACUAACGAAGGAUAAGUAUCCUCGGACUAGGUUGCUUUCCUGUUUGUGUUUGAUUUCUGUGAGGAAUACAUCUCCUUGCUAUCUGGAAGAUAUGGGAAUCACACCUAAGUUGGUGCCAAUUUUACUUGAUCUUCUUGAUGAUCCUGGUCAAGUUGGGGAUGAAGCUCCUUUUGCCUUGUCAAGUUUGGUUGCUGGAAAUGAGGAUCUGCAAAAUCUUGCAUUUGAGGCAAAUGUUGUAGAUAAACUAUGUGAUUACUUUCAGAAAGAGGUACUGCAAACCAGACGUCUGCAAGGAAUAUUGCUUGCUUUGGCUGAUUUAUGCUCGGCAUUGGAAAAAUGCAGGUCAAGACUUCUUUCACUGCAGGUAUUUAACUUUGUGACCGAUGCGUUGACUCAUAGGAAUGCUGAAGUACGCGAAGCAGUAUGCAUAUUUUUGAAGUGCAUCUCUCGGUCAGUCCAGAAUCUCAGUGCAGGUAAUUUUGUUAAGGAAAGCAUUAUCAGUCUACUCAUUCAACUUCUGAAUUCAAGCUUUACUUCUGUCCAGAUUGCUGCUCUUGGUGCUAUUAGCAACAUUGUGGUUGAUUUUACUGCAAAUAAGUCUUUGUUCAUUCAAUCUGGAGGAUUGGGAGAGCUUAUUCAGCUGUCAAAAUCAAUGGAUUCAAGUAUUAGGCUCAAUGCUGUAUGGGCAUUAAGUAAUCUAAUAUUCCUUACAGAAAGCCAAUUUAAAGAUGAUGUCAUGCUAGAACUCACAACAACUGCAUUAUAUGGUUUGAUUUGUGACUCUGAGGCUUCUGUACAAGAACAUGCUCUGGCUUUUUUGAAGAAUCUGGUUGAUGGACAAUUGGACUGCAUUGAAUAUGUCUUUGCUGAGGAGGGUCUUCUAUUGCAAGCUGUUGGUAGACAAUUACGGAGUGCUUUGAAAACUGAGGUUUUAGUUCAGGGAAUGUAUGUCCUCUGCAAUGUAGCAUCGGGUGUUGAAUUCCAUAAAGAAGGUGUAAUGCAAGAACUUCUUCAACCAAUACACAGUAACCACCAGCCAAUGAUUAUAAGUUUCUUGCAAAGUCCAAUCAGCCAGCUGAGAGUUAUUUGUACAUGGACAAUAAUAAAUCUCACCUUCCCAAGCAGUCCAGGUGCACCCGAUAGAGCAGUAAAACUAAGAAACGCGGGAAUAGUUCCUCAGUUGAAAAAUAUGGUUAAUGAUUCUUGCCUUGAUGUAAAGCUUCGUGUUAGAGCAGCACUGGGACAACUUAUGACCUUUGGUGAUGGACUGGCAGCAGUAUGAUCGAUCAUCUAUUUGUUUUUAAGCUUAUGUAAAAGUUAAAAAUGUCUUAUACACGAAGGUUUAAUGCAACAUGGUGCUGAGUUCGUGAUUCAAACCCUUUAGCCAUUUCAAGCAUCAUCAUCAUAUUAUGGUAUGAAAUCCUUCAAUUUUUUUCAUGAGAGUUUGUACUAUAUUCCUAGCAGUAGAAGCUAAUUAGACUUUGGUAUGUUAUUGUGUUCUCUAAAAUUGGCAACAAAUAUAUGUACAAAAAAAACAUACAUUAGAGACUUGUUCGUUAAACAUGAAAUAAUUAACAAAUGGUGGAGAUGGCCCAUCGUCGAUGAUCCUGUAUUUGUAUUAUCC
Molecule: messenger RNA, 2380 nt
Organism: Impatiens glandulifera
Lineage: Eukaryota; Viridiplantae; Streptophyta; Magnoliopsida; Ericales; Balsaminaceae
Product: armadillo repeat-containing protein 8
Exons: 8
Coding region: 50-2038 (662 amino acids)
Biological process (GO): proteasome-mediated ubiquitin-dependent protein catabolic process
Cellular component (GO): GID complex
Molecular function (GO): protein binding
Source: RefSeq, a predicted model, not a curated record